AUGCAAUCAGCGCUUAAGCCGGUUAUUGGCCCUAGAAAAGAGACCCGUGACCUCACGGGCCGUGUUGCUAUUGUAUUAGGUGGCGCAUUGGGUAUUGGCUACGAAAUAUCUCGGGCAUUUGUGUUGAAUGGCGCUCGUGUGAUCAUGGUUAAUCGAAAGGAGGACCAAGGUGAUGAAGCAAUCAAGGCAAUUAAAAAAGAAGUCGGCGAUGAUGCAAAUAUUGAAUGGAUUCCAUGCGACAUGGGAGAUUUGAAGCAGACAAAGGACACUUUCGCAAAGCUACGGUCUGAGGAAAAGCGACUUGAUUUGCUGGUGCUAUCCGCUGGUAUCAAUGCGAACCAGUACGGCGAGACGAAUGACCGAAUCGACCGCCAUUUCCAAGUAAACUGGCUGGGCCAAUUUUAUGUCUGCAACCUGCUUUACCCACUGUUGCACAAAACGUCCAAGUUCCCCGACACACCUGCCCCCCGAAUUGUAUUCGAAUCAUCAGAGCAGCAUCGCGCCGCACCGAAAGAAGUUCACUUUGCUUCACUUGAUGAAAUUAAUAACGACAAACUGAGUCCUACUGAGCUUUACGGCAGGUCCAAACUUGCAAUCAUCCUAGGAGUAAAGUACGGUCUCGUAGAGCGCGUUAUUAAACCAAACAAGGACAACAUUUACGCGCUCUCUGUGCAUCCAGGUGCUGUCAAUACCGCCAUGCAGCAGCAAUGGAAGGAGGCCUACCCAGGUUUGACGGGAAAGCUUAUCACAACAGCUAUGCUUGCGGUGGGGCGUGAUGUUGAACAAGGCUCAUUCAGCGCGUUGUAUGCCGCAACGAGCCCAGAUAUUGAAAAUAAAGGAUGGAAUGGAUACUACCUGACGGACCCUGGUCAAAAGGGCAAGGAAUCUGUUCAAGCUUCUGAUCCCGUUCUGGGAGCCGCCCUUUGGGAUUUAAGCCAACGAAUCAUCAAGGAGAAGGUUGGCGACGACGCCGUCGCAGACUGGAGCGCAAGUGUUUAG
Molecule: messenger RNA, 999 nt
Organism: Penicillium arizonense
Lineage: Eukaryota; Fungi; Ascomycota; Eurotiomycetes; Eurotiales; Aspergillaceae
Product: short chain dehydrogenase/reductase family protein
Exons: 4
Coding region: 1-999 (332 amino acids)
Source: RefSeq, a predicted model, not a curated record